Molecule: messenger RNA, 1846 nt
Organism: Cucurbitaria berberidis CBS 394.84
Lineage: Eukaryota; Fungi; Ascomycota; Dothideomycetes; Pleosporales; Cucurbitariaceae
Product: nucleolar GTP-binding protein 2
Exons: 4
Coding region: 39-1640 (533 amino acids)
Cellular component (GO): nucleolus
Molecular function (GO): GTP binding
Source: RefSeq, a predicted model, not a curated record
UCCGAACAGACCGCCACACCUGACAACGACAUUACACGAUGAAGGUCGGAAAGCCCAAAUCGAAGCGCCAACCCGUGCGGUUGCGACACAAGAUCGAAAAGCGGUCCGCCUCAAAGCAGAAGAAGGACAAAAAGCUAGCUAAGAAGAACCCAGAAUGGCGAUCGAAAUCAAAGAAGGACCCUGGCAUUCCCAACCUCUUCCCGUACAAGGACAAGAUCUUGGCUGAAGUUGAGGAGUCGCGCAGGAGAAAAGAGGAGGAGAAUGCGCGCCGCCGUGAACUAGCAAAACAACAAAGACUUGGUGUUGGACCUGCAGCAGAUGCUGUGGAGGGCGACGUCGAGUUCGAGGAGUUCGACGUCGAGGACAACGAACUGCUUGAUGGCAGCGAAGAUGAGGAUUCCAUGCAAGUGGACAAUGCAAACCCCAUGGCUGCACUCUUAGCUUCCGCGAAAGCACGCGCCGCCGCGUUUGAACAAAAGGACGAGCACGACGAAGAUGCCAUGGAGGACGAUUCAGAAGACUCAGAGUCCGACGAAGACGGCGCAGUCAAGGUUCGCAAAGACACCUCACGGAAGCAGUUCGACAAAGUGUACAAACAGGUCGUCGACUCCGCAGACGUUGUGUUAUACGUGCUUGAUGCACGAGAUCCUACAGCAACACGAUCAAAAGAGGUAGAACAACUGGUCAUGGCCGCCGACGGAGGCAGCAAGCGCUUGAUUUUUAUCCUCAACAAGAUCGAUCUUGUACCACCGCCAGCUCUUCGUGCAUGGCUGAUAUAUCUACGGCGGUCGUUCCCUACUCUUCCACUCCGUGCUGGGAAACCGGCGGGAGGCGCGAAGACCUUCGAGCACAAGGAUCUCACCAUUAAGGGAACCUCCGAGACUUUGUUCAAGGCCCUCAAAACAUUUGCCGAAUCACGGCAACUCAAGCGCUCAGUCAAGGUUGGCAUCAUCGGAUAUCCCAAUGUGGGCAAAUCCUCUGUCAUCAAUGCCUUGAGUUCGAGGAUGGGCGGCAGGCCUGCUGGCUGCCCAGUUGGUGCCGAAGCCGGCGUUACCACCAGCCUGCGAGAAGUCAAACUGGACAACAAGUUGAAGCUUCUCGAUUCGCCUGGUAUUGUGUUCCCGAACAGCUCGGAAGGAUCCAAGGAAAGCAAGGUACAACAGAAAGCACGACUCAUCCUACUGAACGCUGUUCCACCGAAAGAGAUUGAUGACCCUGUUCCGGCCGUGACUCUCCUGUUAAAGAGACUGUCUUCGUCAGAGGACCUUUUCUCUAAGCUCAUGGAAGUUUACGAUUUACCUCCUCUACAUUCUGUUGGCAACGAUAGGACUACCGAUUUCUUGGUCCAGGUUGCGAGAAAGCGAGGUCGACUGGGCAGAGGCGGCGUGCCCAACCUCCACAGCGCUGCACAGACUGUUAUCAACGACUGGAGAGACGGGCGCAUUCAAGGCUGGACAAGCCCUCCGAAGUACGACCCCGCUGCUCCCGUAACGACGAAGACAGCCCCUGCUUCCAAGUCCAAGGGCCUUGUCGGCGAUCAGAAGGAGAUUGUGAAGGAGUGGGCUGCAGAGUUCAAGUUGGAGGGUCUCUGGGGCGAUGAGUCGAAUGGCGUCGAUGCACCUGAGGCGAUGGAGAUGUAGAUAUUGCUACAUGUAGAGCAUCUUAAAAAAGGACGGCGAAUCGGCGUUUGACAACGGGCUGAAUGAUGGGCCUGUGUACUUUUUACAGACAAGUAUUCAGAUAGAUAUCACGAAGAUACCAAUGACAACUGCCUGGAUCAUGAUUAUGCGGAAUAUCAGUUCUGAGUGCCCCAUAGAUUGUUCUGCUUCGCGCACGCUACUAUGUU